AUGAAUGUUGGGCGGAUAGUCGCGAUGAUCUUCUUGGCAAUCAGACAUCUGUCCAAUACUCAUGACACCGUGUCCGCCGGGCUUCUCUUUCUCUUCUGCCCUCACCCAGGCCGCCCGCCUUUCCCUCCAUCCUUCCCCUCCUUCCGCUCUUUUCUCCUCUUUGUUCCGCCUAGCGCGAUGAACGUGGUCGUCGACGACCGUGACCCCGCAGUCCAAUACUUUCCUAAUUGGCGCACGAAAGACUUAGGCCGGGCUGUCGAGUUCGCUAGCACGACCUCCAACCCGGCCAAGCACGGGGAUGCUGCCCAACUCACCUUCUCUGGUACCUCGAUAUCGGUAUUUGGCACGAUUGCACCAGGCAAUGGCCAAUCAAGCAUGGACUUCAGCAUAGACGACGGCCCCGCCACAACGUUUCAGCCACCACCGGUACCCUCCACGGACAAAGAUGGGGUCCAUCAUCAGCCAUUAUUCGCGUCGACCGCUCUAUCUGAGGGAAGCCAUACGAUCCGGAUGACGUCCAGCGGCAGCGACAUCAGCCAGAUAUUUCUCGACUAUUUUCUCGUGCGGACGACGGAGGUGGCGGGGAAGAAGGUGUUUAUCGAUGAUGCAGACACGAAUUUGGGCGUUGUGUAUGGCGGAUUGAGUUCGUGGGCAGAGGCAGCUGGGGAAUCCUACUUUGGCCAGGGAGUGCACGUUACGCAGACACCGGGGGCGUGGGUUGCGGUGACUUUCCAAGGGACACAACUGACUCUCCAAGGCCCAUUCACACCCAGUCCAGACGCCGAUGACUUUUCCGCUUUCGCCAGUAUCGACAACGGCUCUCCGAUUUCUCUCGUCGCGCCACCCACCAGGGACGACACGACCCAGACAUUCAACAACCGCCUCUUCGCCACCCCGCUGUUGCCAUUCGGCACACACACUGUCAACUUCACCUACACUGGCGGCCCACCACUCGCUGUGGACUACUUCCUCGUGUCUGGCGCGCCGAACUUGAGCGCCAAUGGCAAUUCAGACGGCAACGGUUUUGUUGCCGGACCAGGCCCUUCUCUUUCCGUUCCCCCAUCGCCCAGCCCAACUAAUGGGCCCGGGAGCAGCCCACAACAACUCGGAGGUGCCUCCGCGCGCGCGGGACCCAAUAUGGGGGCCAUCGCUGGCGGAAUCAUUGCUGGUGUGGUGCUCGUUGCACUACUUGUGGCCGGUAUAUUCCUGUUCUGUCGCAGGAGACGCGCGAGGAAGCAGACGAGCCCAUCGAACAGCGACUUCUUCGUCCCGUCAGUAACGCAGUGGGCCGGCAAGAGCGACGCAUACGCGUACAACCCGAACCACCGCGACUCGAUGAUGACGCUGACUAACGGGCCGACAGUGCCCCGGUCGAUGGGGUAUACUGCCGACGCAGAGAAGCAGGAGGAGCCGCCGGACCCGCGCAAGUCGCGGUAUCUGUAUUACCCAGAGCCCUAA
Mycena indigotica is the source of this 1458-nucleotide messenger RNA. RefSeq lists its product as uncharacterized. Lineage: Eukaryota; Fungi; Basidiomycota; Agaricomycetes; Agaricales; Mycenaceae. The transcript is spliced from 4 exons. The record is from RefSeq and is a predicted model, not a curated record. Bases 1 to 1458 code for a protein of 485 amino acids.